ACAGGAAGUAAUGGAUAAUGCGCACUUUCGGUUUACUAAAUCUAUUUUUACCUUCAUAUUGCUUAAUAACAUUUUUGUGUGUGGCAAUGUAGAUUGUGCUUAUUUAAAGUAUUUAUAUUCUUUGUUUUGAGAAAGCAACUUAAUUAAAUAAAUGUGGAUCUAACUCAAGUAUGUAAUCUGCUCAAUAGGCAAAUGACGGGAAUGAAGAAUUCAGAGACCCUAGGCUUUAUUUGCUCAUUUUUAUGGACCCUACCUCUUGCAGCAGCUUUCAAAACCGAUCCUGGGGAUUGGCCUCCGUUAACAGCGAUCUCCGUAGUGGUAUCUGCUGUAGUUAUUAUGGUGCUAGUUGUUGUUCUGAUACAGUGUGGAGGAUGUGUAGGAAUGGAGGUGUCUUCCGAAUCUCACCCCGCUGCUGGCCCCUCAAAAGGACACCACUACCCCUCAGCAGUCAUCACGGAUCCAGCAAACACCCAGGUUCUAAUGUCUUCCCACACCCUCCCUGGUGAUGAUCCAUAUCGACCAGGUAAUGGGGGCCAGGGCUUGCCAUAUUCACUGAACCCCACUGUUCCCAGUGCCCCUGGAUUCACUGGUUAUCAGAGCACUGCACCUACCCCACAGCCUGCCCCAGGGUGGGGACAAGGAGGAGGGGGGCAGGGACAGGGUUAUCAGUCCCCUGGCCCCGGGGCACACCGCCCAGCAGCAGGAAGUGAACCCCCUCCCCCCUCAUAUAAUGACAGUGUCAGGGGAAGUGAUGCUUUGUGGUGACAUUUCUUAAAUUUGGAAUUUGGCAAUUUUUGUUUUUUCUCCUUUAAAAUAAUUUAUUAUAUUUACCAAAGAAUAACUCUUAUGUAUGAAUAUCAGUUUGUAUUAAUUUAACAUAUAUUGUUGGGCAUUAAAAUGUCAAACAUUUCUACAGUUGUGUCCCAGGCAUUUGUUUUGGGAAAAAUUAUAACUCGUAGUAUAAUAUUAUACUAUGGGUCAAAAAUUUAUUACAAAAAAAGUGCCUGUGAGUUGUGUAUAUCAUAAUCGAAUUGUCCAUUUUGUAAUGAACAAACUACGCUUGAAACUUUAUCAUCAUCAGCAAUGUAAACCUUGUUCAAAUCCUGCUUAGUAUAAAUUAUUUGUAUAUUGGAUCAUUGGUUUAAUCAAUGAUCAUUUAUUAUGUUUCUUGAUUAAUUUUUUUUACCCUUCCCCCUCCUUUCAAAUCUUUCCAUGACAUUCCCUUCUUUGUCAGAUCUGAUUGAUUUUAAUAAAUAUUCUUCAGUUUA
Messenger RNA from Saccostrea cuccullata (small rock oyster), 1268 nucleotides. Its product is annotated as hepatocyte nuclear factor 3-gamma-like. The record is from RefSeq and is a predicted model, not a curated record. Lineage: Eukaryota; Metazoa; Mollusca; Bivalvia; Ostreida; Ostreidae.